GUGUCAUUCACGAUGAACCUCGUGCCUUGCUAUUUAUAGUUAGGUAAGGAAAAGCAAUUUGUGUAUAAAUACCGAAAUUCGAUGACAUCGGUUUAACAAUAAUAGUUUGCGAACAGUUGGAUACUACGAUACAAGCGAUAGCGAUGACUCACGGUGUCGGCUCAAUAUCCACUGGAGGAGGAGGUGGAUUUAGUGGCGGCGGCUUCAGCAGCACGGGAUUCAACGCGGGCGUGUUUGCCGGCGCCGCUAGUUCCAGUAGCCGACGACGAAACAAUAACAACGACACCGACGGCGGCGAAUGUUGCUGCCUCUUUUGCAGCCUGAUCCUGUUUUUCACCUGUCUCAUGAAAAUGAAGACCCGAACGCGCAUCAUCCUCACGUGGUUCUACGUCAUACUUGGGGCCGUUCUAGCGAUUGUCCUCACCCUGAGGCAUAAUGCGAGCGCCGAGGUUCCGAUCUCACCAUCCGAUAUGAAAAUUCUGAACCAGCCCUCGACUAUGUUUUGCCAGCGUGCUCAGCUUGAUUGUUCAUCUUUAAUCGAUUAUUACGUCAUGAAAAACGAGCCCAGCAUUGACGAGAGUAAAGUGGUCAACUAUACGGAAAACGUAUACGGCAACAUUGAAAGAAACACAUAUGAAUACUGGGGAUUUUACUUGCUGAAAGGGUCAAAAGUCAAGAUGUCUUACGCAAUAUCAGACAGUAUAGGAUUCUACAUUUUUAAAGGGGACGACGGUUUCAAUAAAUGGAAAAAAGAUGCAAGAUGCAAUAAUUGCUACUGGACACAAAGGUAUCUGUUUUACAGUGGUACUACAGGGGAGUAUAAUAUCACUGAAACGGACCAGUAUUAUUUCCUGUUUUCCUAUGAUAAUCAGUUUGUUUUCCCGUCCGUAAACGUUGAUGUCACAUUCCACCUGUCACGAACCCGAUAUGUUCUCGAUGACGUAAACAUUCGGUGUCCAAAUAACUUUGAUUGCACCGUUGACCUUUAUGGUGAGUCGCGAGUGAUAGUUGUACGUAUGCCGGAACACUCCUCAUUCGACUCUCCUGUUAACGUAUACUGCCGACCUCGUGUUUACAUGUAUUUUUUGUUGUACGCGCUUGCGCCGUGCGUCGUAGGAAUCUGUGUCACAGUUGCUAUUUGUAUAUUCGCGCGGAAGAAAAAUAGUACCCAGAGAGAUCGGCGCGGAAGCACAGUCCACAUCGUUUCGAACGAUGAUCGUUUGUCUGGUUUCGCAAACGAAAGCGGACAGCAUGGGCUCAGUUAUCCUUCCGACGCAGUCAUACGUCCUCCUAAUUAUUCGGCAGCACAAAAAGUAGUCCAAUCCAACAGCGGGGCGCCCCCAUCUUACGAACAAGCAACAAAAAAGGAACACGUGUAAUUAUUUCGGAAAACACCGACUUUUGAUUCAUAAUACCGGCUAUCGACUCAAAUAAAAUUCGAAUAUAUUUGUGUAUGGAUUCUUACAUUGUGUUAUGUUACAUAAAUAAUUUGGAAAAUUUA
Molecule: messenger RNA, 1501 nt
Organism: Dreissena polymorpha
Lineage: Eukaryota; Metazoa; Mollusca; Bivalvia; Myida; Dreissenidae
Exons: 2
Coding region: 144-1379 (411 amino acids)
Source: RefSeq, a predicted model, not a curated record